Messenger RNA from Microtus oregoni (creeping vole), 2538 nucleotides. RefSeq names its product pyruvate dehydrogenase phosphatase catalytic subunit 1 (gene Pdp1). The transcript is spliced from 3 exons. NCBI's taxonomy places the organism in Eukaryota, Metazoa, Chordata, Mammalia, Rodentia, Cricetidae. The record is from RefSeq and is a predicted model, not a curated record. Gene Ontology annotation, molecular function: cation binding; protein serine/threonine phosphatase activity. The coding region runs from base 164 to 1855 and encodes 563 amino acids. Gene Ontology annotation, biological process: protein dephosphorylation.
GCGAGGUCUGCGGAAGCGGGCGCCGCGCGGCGCCGGCCGGGCCCGAAGAUGCUGCGCGCCCGUGGGCUCAGCGCGCUGGCUGCACGGAGCGGCCGCGCGGCGCCCGUCUGGGCUCCCGCAGUCCCCGGCCUGGGGCCGGGUGACCGCCUGGCCGGCUGGGAGAAUGUGUGUGUGUCCCGGGCCCAGACGGAUUGGAAUCCCAGUCAGAACAUCCACCCUGCCACUGUUCUCCGAUGCCAUGCCAGCACCAACUCAACUGUUCUUCCCUCUCCUCCGUAACUGUGAGCUGAGCAGAAUCUACGGCACUGCGUGUUACUGCCACCAUAAGCAUCUCUGCUGUUCCCCACCGUGCGUUCCUCAGAAUCGCCUGAGGUACACGCCCCAUCCAGCAUAUGCUACCUUCUGUAGGCCGAGAGAGAGCUGGUGGCAGUACACUCAAGGAAGGAGAUACGCCUCAACACCUCAGAAAUUUUACCUCACACCUCCACAAGUCAACAGCAUCCUGAAAGCCAAUGAAUACAGUUUCAAAGUUCCAGAAUUUGAUGGCAAAAAUGUCAGUUCCGUUCUUGGAUUUGACAGCAAUCAGCUGCCUGCAAAUGCACCCAUUGAAGACCGGAGAAGUGCAGCCACCUGCUUGCAGACCAGAGGGAUGCUUUUGGGAGUCUUUGAUGGUCAUGCGGGCUGUGCUUGUUCCCAGGCAGUCAGUGAAAGACUCUUCUAUUACAUCGCUGUUUCCUUGUUACCCCACGAGACUUUGCUGGAGAUUGAAAAUGCAGUGGAGAGUGGCCGGGCCCUGCUGCCCAUCCUCCAGUGGCAUAAGCACCCCAAUGACUACUUCAGCAAGGAGGCGUCCAAACUGUAUUUCAACAGCUUGAGGACUUACUGGCAAGAGCUUAUAGACCUCAACACUGGAGACUCGGCUGAUAUCGAUGUUAAAGAGGCUUUAAUUAAUGCUUUCAAGAGACUUGAUAAUGAUAUCUCAUUGGAGGCUCAAGUUGGUGAUCCUAAUUCUUUCCUCAAUUACCUGGUGCUUCGGGUGGCAUUUUCUGGGGCUACUGCUUGUGUGGCCCAUGUAGAUGGUGUUGACCUCCACGUGGCUAACACUGGAGACAGUAGAGCCAUGCUUGGUGUGCAGGAGGAAGAUGGCUCGUGGUCUGCGGUCACGCUGUCCAAUGACCACAAUGCCCAGAAUGAAAGAGAGUUAGAGCGCCUGAAGCUGGAGCACCCGAAGAACGAGGCCAAGAGCGUGGUGAAGCAGGACCGCCUGCUUGGCCUGCUGAUGCCUUUCAGGGCUUUUGGAGACGUGAAGUUCAAGUGGAGCAUUGACCUUCAGAAGAGAGUGAUAGAGUCUGGCCCAGACCAGCUGAAUGACAAUGAGUAUACCAAGUUUAUCCCUCCCAACUAUCAUACACCUCCUUAUCUCACCGCUGAGCCAGAGGUCACUUACCACCGCUUAAGGCCGCAGGAUAAAUUCCUGGUGUUGGCAACCGAUGGGCUGUGGGAGACCAUGCAUAGACAGGAUGUGGUUAGGAUUGUGGGCGAGUACUUAACUGGAAUGCAUCACCAACAGCCAAUAGCUGUUGGGGGGUACAAGGUGACUCUGGGACAGAUGCAUGGCCUGCUAACCGAAAGGAGAGCAAAAAUGUCAUCGGUCUUCGAGGAUCAGAAUGCAGCAACCCAUCUCAUUCGCCAUGCCGUGGGCAACAAUGAGUUUGGAGCCGUCGACCAUGAGCGACUCUCUAAGAUGCUUAGUCUUCCAGAGGAACUUGCUCGGAUGUAUAGAGAUGACAUCACAAUCAUUGUAGUUCAGUUCAAUUCUCACGUCGUCGGAGCGUAUCAGAACCAGGAGCACUGAGUCCUGGUACCCUGUAGUUCUCCAGUGCGGAGGGCAGACAGACUUGGGAAAGAACCAAUAAGCUAUUCCAGCCAGCCAUCCUGACACUUCACCCCUGCUUCUCUGUAGCUAGUCCAGUGCUCCAGCCUGACCGCAGCACAUAGCAUCACGAGUGUCUCUCCUGCCCUGUUGGCCCUCAGGCUAUGAAGAAUGGCAGAUAAUACCUUGAGUAGAUCAAAAGCAAGGAUCUUUCUGGGAGUAUAUUAGUAAAGGCAAAAAAUGCCGUCCCUAUCUGCAAACUAAGCAUCAUAAAGAUUCUAAUGUACAUGAGAGUAUUUACUACAUGAUUUAAAAAAAAUAGUCCAUGUAUUAUCACAUUUAUUUUAGCCUGAAGUAUUUUUCAGGUCCAGUACUUUAAGCCAUAAAUGACCAUGAACCUGAAAUCUGAGUUUGUAAGCUUUUGUGAUUGUGCAUAGAAUAGGUUUCCCAAUGGAAAGAGCUCUCAACCACCCUUCUUUCCUGACCCAUGGUAUCCUCGGUGUAACUGGGAUACUUUGUUUUGCUACACAGAAAAGACAAUAAAGGUUCUUAGUUUUAUUUAUCCUUCUAGUGAAUGUUAACUAAAGGGAAAAUGUGUUUUUUCAGUUUGUAUUCAUGAAAAGCUUUAUUUAGUCUGUAAUAAAGAUACCCAGAAUGAAAAGAGA